Messenger RNA from Guillardia theta CCMP2712, 4236 nucleotides. RefSeq lists its product as hypothetical. The record is from RefSeq and is a predicted model, not a curated record. The transcript has 22 exons. NCBI's taxonomy places the organism in Eukaryota, Cryptophyceae, Pyrenomonadales, Geminigeraceae. Bases 1 to 4236 code for a protein of 1411 amino acids.
AUGAGGCGCCGCUGCCUUUCCCUCCCCCUCCUCCUCCCCCUCCUCCUCCCCCCUCUCCUCCUCGCCGCCUACAUCCUCCUCGUGGGAGAAUGGCAGGUCACUCGAAGAGGGGCGGUGGGGCUCCUACAAGCCAAGGGAGGGCAAAAGCUGCACUCCGACAGCUACGAUCUUCUGCCCUCAUACAACAGGAUGAGACCAGAUGAUGAAGACGAGCAUCUUCGGCACACGCCGGGAGAAUGGGGCUACUGGGACGGAGAGAACGACGGAUGGAGGGACGGGUGGGAGAAGCGAAGGAAAGCCUUCUCGCCGCUCGAUCCCGACAAGUAUGUGGAUGAGAAGGGAGACCUCAAGGACGGAGGAGGUUGGAAAGCCUACGCUGAUGACAUCAAUGGUGGGCCCAAUGACAAGGGCUCGUACCAACGAAAGGGAAUGGCAGAGGAGACGGAUCCCGACACCGGCAUUCCUCGAGGUCACGAGUGGGACCUUUACCACGGCAUGACUGAGACGCCUCCUGACUUCAACGAUCGGCCUGCAAAGGUCGCGCCCUGGUGCGACUCUGUCCUCGGAUGCCUGCCUCCAUACGCCCCCACAGGCAGCCCGCACAAUGGAUUUCGGGAGCCCGGAGCUCUACAGUGGUCUUGGCCGUAUGACUCUCAGCGCGAAGUCCAGUACAAAUCAAAGAAUUCAACGAGUCUGACAGAUGCUGAGGCUCAGGAUUUGAUGAAGCGAGUGGUGGCGAUGAACAGGCAGAGCGCGUUGAUGAAUGAAACGGCAGACAUUCCCGUCAGCUCAAACCUGCCAGGGAGGAAAAAAUCAACAGAGAGCGGGGGCAUGGAGAGGCAGAGGCUUCCGCAAAAGAAGAUCAUCCAGAGCUUGGGAGGGAAGAAGGAAGGCUUCACCAUGCGCCUGUACGACUUCGUCUCUGAAUGUGAGCGAGGCCCCGGCGCUGAGCAACUCUGCCCCCUGAACUCGAUGCCGGACGACGUGGAUGGCUUGCCCUUCCUGGGGGAGGCUGUGGUUCCUGACAUCAACUUCAACGGCUUUGAGUCCUUCCGCUCCUUCAUCCCCCAAGCGACUGAGUCCUUCCUGGCCGUCUGGUGGGGGGUGCUGCCCAUCGAGCUCUUCGACCGGUACACGUUCUGUACUGAGGGCGGCUCGGACGGCAUCAGAGUCUUCGUGGACGGCAGGCUGGUCACCAACAAUGACGGGCGGGGGCUUCGGACGAGAGCAUGCGGGAGUCUGAACCUGCUGGCGGGCCAUCACUACAUCCGCGUCGACGCCUUCGCUACUCGCCGCGACAUCUGGCGGUGGGGCGUCCAGAAGCGAGUGACCUACUACGGGGCCCGGACUGUCACCUCCGAGACUCAGCUGAAGAGCGUGGACGCGACUCCGUUAGCCGUGAUGCCUCAGACAGGCUUGGAAGGCUUCGGAGAUGUCACGCCUGGUUAUCACCUCAUCGUCUACACCUUCUACCCGGCUCUCAGCCCUCCCACCACCUUCCCGAACCUCCUCGAGCACAGCCCCUUCGCUCAUGCUCUCAUGGAGAAGCUGGAGGUGAGCUGGAGCGACAUUGUAGGCAAGUGUGACGACACGCUGUUUCCGGACGUCGGCUCCGUCGCGUUCAGUCUGGCGGGUCGGUUCAAGAUCACCUACCAGGGCCAGUACACCUUCUGCCUGCAGUCAGUCGAUGGCUCGCGGCUGCACGUGGACGGAGAGUUCUUGAUCGAGUCUGACGGCUCGUCGCCGGUCGACACCUGCAAGGAGGUCCCGCUGCGGCAGGGGGUUCACACCAUCCACACCGACACCUUCAAGAAGCAGGCCCCCGCCGGCGCGAGAGUGAAAGUGACGUACAGCGGGCGAGACACUAACUUCCAGAAGAAGCUGGUCGACAGCUUCGACGCGCGCUACAACGCCGGCCAGCCCGCGCCCACCAACACCAAGGCAGGGUUCCGGAUGUUCAUCUUCAAGACUCAUCCUGGUUCUCCUGCUGGGAUGGGAUGGCAGGACCCUGAAAUGGGGCAAGUCUGCACACCCCCGGACCCCCGAAACAACCAGGUGGGACCCCUCGGACACGCUGCGGUCUACGCCCCUCCCUUGUACUGCGAGUUCUCCUUCGCCUUCGACCUUACCAAGGCGCCGCCGCCAGGGCUGCCCAACUACUGCUGCUACACUCCCCCUUGGCUUACCUCCUCGGCCCCCGUCUCUGAGUCCAUUGUGCCGGCGAUCAACUUCGGGUCAGUGGCUGACCUCAAGGUCUACAACCCCAAGCAGACGGGCAACCAGUUCGGCUGGAAGAUCUACGGGAACUUCGUCGCCCACGAGUCUCGCUUGUACUCCAUUUGCAUCUUCGCCUCCUCUGGCGCGCGGCUGUGGAUCGGAACUUCUGUGUGGGAGAACCCGAAGCAUCCGACCAUCAACUUUGAUGGGCUCAAACUCUCACCCUACUACAGAUGCGAGAACGUCUGGCUCGUUGAAGGAAUCUACCCUGUCGUCGUCGACGGCUUUCAGAACAUGGGCGCGUUUUCGCUCACGGUGACCGUGGACGGGUCUCUGAUGACUUCAGUGGAUGCGGGGAAACCUGUCAACUCCGAGAUCAAACCCAAGAUGAAGCAGACAGCUCCUGCAGUCCUGCAUGCCACCGAGCAAAGAAGAGACGAGGGGCAGGAAGAAGAUGCAGCAGCACGACAGGAGCUGAGGCGGCAGCUGGAGCUGGAGGAGCGUCGGUCAAGACUUAUCAGACAGCAGCUGGGCAGCAAGGUGCAAGCGGAGGAGAGAAGGGAUCAAGGAGCUCGCGCGGUCUCUCGAGGCGUCCUUGAUGUUCUUCGGCAUAGGAUGAAGCUUGUUCGCCUCGCGUCCUUGAAGGCGAGGAAGCGCUUCCUGCUACAGCAGUGCAAGACCAAGAGAGACGCGGAUCAGAAGGCUUGCAGCGAGUGCGUGCUCUCCUCCUCCUCGAGCUCCUCGUGCCUCGAGGAAGCGCAAACCCAACAGCUCGCGAUGAUAGACGAGGAUCAGGACAAGGGGGCCAGCAAGCCUGAGGCCUCACACGUUCACGGUAGCAAGAAGGCAACAGAGAGUGAGCAUGGGAGAGUUGGCCGAAGCCACAAGGGAGCGAUCCCGGUACAAGGAGGCUGGAAGAUCAUGCAGAGAGACCUGAGGCAAAGAGGCCGAAAGCCCCUCAAGGUCUCCCAGCUCUAUCGCGGGCCCAACUCAGAUGUGAAGACUGCUCCUCACAACAAGGCGGGGCCACGAGGGUGGGAAGGAGGCGGUUCUGGAAACUGGCGAUACUACGACCACACAGACGCCAAGGUGCGGACGGAAAUCGACGAGCACACCAAGGUGGACCCUCCUGGCGUUCCCUACUGGAAGAAUUGGAUCUGGGACAGGGAGCAUCAUCACUCCAUCGACAAGGACUGGUACGGCGAGCUGACUCACGACAAGGACGGCAACCGCAAGCUUGAACCUUCCUUCUACUACGAUGGUGUAGUGGGUGCGACGCCAUGGGGGGGCGAAACGACGCGCAAGAUCUGGGGAAAGGAAGUGAAGACGAACGUGGACGGCUUGCAGGACCCACAGCACAUUGGAAGUGUUGGGAUCGACGACGAGGGCUGGGCGCGAGCUCGAAGAGACUUGACGGUCCACUAUCGCACAGACUUCUACCCUGCAUUUGACAAGCUCCAUCCUGACUACCGGCGGCUGCGGGAUGGGCACGGAAAAGUUCGGUAUCAGGGGGAGCUGAUCCCGCCCGCUGGAGAGAGACUGGGCCACUUCGGAGACUCGAUGCUGCUGCCUGGGUCUUGGCUGGCGUCAGAGGAUUACUUCUCGAGCUUCAUCGACUCUGUGGGAGGAGAGUACCGCUUGAUCAUGCAGGCCGACGGGAACGCAGUCGUCUACCACAUGCAUGGCGCACAAAAGCUGUCAUCUUCACGCCAGGCCGGCAGCAAGGUGUGGGAGAGCGGGUCUGCAAGGAGAGGCACUCCUCCCUACAGGCUCUACUUGAAGGGACAGAAUGUGCUUGUGAUCUACGACAAGCACAAGUCAGAGGUUUGGAGCAGCGGAUCGUCGGGGCAGGAGCGCGAGAACUCUGUCAAAGUGAGCGGGGAAGGGAAAGGGAUGGGAGACACGUUCACGAGGGGGGGCUUGAAAAUGCAUCAAGACGGGGCACUGGUCCUCAGAGAUCAGUUCGGGAACGAAGUUUGGCGAGCUGGCAUUCACACCAGUCAACGGCAUUACACGUAG